GACAAGGAGGAGGAGGAGAAGAAGACAGAGAAAACAGACAAGGUGGAGGAGGAGAAGAAGAUAAAGACAGAGAAAACAGACAAGGUGGAGGAGGAGGAGAAGAAGAAGAAGAAGAAGAAGAAGAAGACAGAGGAAACAGACAAGGCGAAGGAUGAGAAAUCCGAGAAAAAAGAGCUUAAAAGUCCUGAGAGGAAAAUGGACAAGACAGCAGACACAGUUGAUAAGGCCAAAAAAACUGCAAGUAAACCUUCAACCAAUGGGAGCGGUGCUGCACCAAGCAGGGACCUGCCAAGUCCAGACAAGAAGACCAAGCCUGUUGCUGGGGCAACCAAACCGAGCGCUGCUAAGCCGCGGCCGAGCUCGGCAGCAUCCGUCAGUGCUGCCGCCCCCAAACGCCCCACCCAUUCCUCCACCUCAGCCACACUCAGCAAAAAAACGCCCAUGCCCAAGGCCCCCACCCCCACCACUGCCCACAAGCGACCCUUGUCCGCAGCCAACCUUUCCACGUCUGGCGCCGCCGCCACCUCCACCCCUGCGUCCCGUGAAGUCAAGUCUAAGACCACAGAGAGACGUCCUCUAGUACCAAAGGCGACCACCACCUCCACGGCUCCAAAUGCUGCCCCCAAAAACGUCUCUGCUACCACGGCAACCAGUAAACCAGCCAUGGCGCCCCGCACCGCCACAAGCACACCCGCAACCAGACGCCCCCUGGCAUCAAAGACUGACAGCAAGCCAGGAGAGGAAAUCAAGCCCAGCACUCUGAAGUCAACAACAGCUGACUCCACCCGGCCCCGGAUAAGCACCACCAAUGCCACCCCCCGUGUCCGCGCCACCACCACCAAACCAGCCCCCGCCCCCUCCUCCACAGUACCAGAGAAGAAGCCCCCUGGGCCCCGUGUCCCCCGUCCCACCUCUAACACCACCUGGGGCAAUGUCAGCGCCUCGGGGACCACCUCCCACCCAAGCACAGCCCCCGCACCUGACAUCCGCAACGUGCGCUCAAAGAUCGGCUCCACGGACAACAUGAAGUACCAGCCCGGAGGGGGGAAGGUCUCUGGCAGGAGCGACGCCCUGGGCCAAGGCUCCUCCUCCAAAGAGACCAGACAGGCUAAAGUUCAGAUAGUCACCAAAAAGCUGGACUUCAGCCACGUCACCUCACGCUUGGGUUCCAAGGACAAUAUCAAGCAUGUUCCUGGUGGAGGGAAGGUUCAGAUACUCAACAAAAAGGUGGACUUAAGCAAAGUGACAUCAAAGUGUGGCUCCAAGGCCAACAUCAAACACAAGCCUGGGGGCGGCGAUGUGAAGAUCGAGUCCCAGAAAGUGAACUUCAAGGAUAAGGCUAAAUCCAAAGUGGGUUCAAUGGACAACCUGUGUCACGGGCCCGGCGGUGGCAACAUCGAGGCUGAGGGGGCCCAGGAGAUAGCAGAGCGGAAUGAGGUUCCCCCCAGUGAUACCCCAGUUCCAGCCACGGUGCCAGGACAGGCAAGCAGCCCCUCCCGGGAGAAUGGGGUAAAGGAGGAUGCCCCCUGCCAGGACCUCCAUGACCCCCAGGGCCUGGACUCAAACAUCCCUGAGACAAAUUGAGUCUUUCAAGCUCAACUUCUGCUAGAACGCCUGCUCUCGCACGGAUCACGGCGCCGACAUCAUAACCUGGCCAGCCCCAGACAACAGCCCCUCACACCUGCAACCCAGUGUCUCUCUCAAUGACUUCCUGGCCUCUGCCGGCUACCCCCAGCCCCUUCCCUCUUCCCCCCGCUAGGGCAUGGGGCAACGGAACACUAGCAGGACUCGGAUCAUGACCCUCAACCCCACACCCUAGUUCCAAACACCUCACCCUUCCUAUGAUCUAAUUCAUGUAUCAUGUUAUUACGCCUACCCUGCGCUACCUACCUACCGCUGUCCUGUUCCCAUUGGCUGAGCUGACAUUGUACAUACAGUAGACCAAGCUUCAGGCAGGGUGGGAUAUCAAUGGGAGGGUAAUGGAGGCUUGCCAUGUUCUCUCUGAUUUGUCUGGUUGUGCUAAUCUUGUAUUAAUGUGCUCGGAGGACUUUUCUAGGAUCAUGGUUUUCCGUUGGUCCCUCUGAUCAGGUGAUGGGAGGGGCGAUGGGCUGUGUUGUAUAUGAACCUUUUCCUUCCUGGCUUUCUGACAACAGCACUCAUUUUAGAUCAUGUUUCCUGGUCUCUACAAGAGCAGAACAUGGCAGUCACAGUAGCAGACGCCAGUCAUGUCCAGUAUUACAGUACGUACUAGUGCCGUUUUAGUGAGAGCAUAAUCUACCAGGCAACAGCGGCCUUGAACAAACCUGUUUGCUUCGUACAGACACCCCCAUAGACACUACCCAAUGGGAAACCCUCCUAGACUCACCUGUGGGUUACGUACGGAGAGUAAUAUGUGUGUAGCACCCCUUUACUUGUGAGCAUGUAGGGCUGCCGUGUCACUAACCAUCAAUUCACUCACUGGUUCACCUCCCUCCUCUCUUCACUGUCCGUCAUCAGAGCAUUUGAAACUAGUAGACUGUUUGAACAGUAGGCUAUUUAACUCUCUUUAAUCUAUGUGUUUGUGAUGGUGUGUUUGAGUGAAUUCUGCUGUAACAAUGAGCUGUGGUGUUCUGUUCCGUUUACUCUCUCUCUCUCUCUCUCUCUCUCUCUCUCUCUCUCUCUCUCUCUCUCUCUCUCUCUCUCUCUCUCUCUCUCUCUCUCUCUCUAUUUCUC
Messenger RNA from Oncorhynchus gorbuscha (pink salmon), 2712 nucleotides. RefSeq names its product microtubule-associated protein 4-like. Bases 196 to 1584 code for a protein of 462 amino acids. Gene Ontology annotation, cellular component: neuron projection. Gene Ontology annotation, biological process: neuron projection development; microtubule cytoskeleton organization. NCBI's taxonomy places the organism in Eukaryota, Metazoa, Chordata, Actinopteri, Salmoniformes, Salmonidae. The transcript is spliced from 11 exons. Gene Ontology annotation, molecular function: microtubule binding. The record is from RefSeq and is a predicted model, not a curated record.